Messenger RNA from Protopterus annectens (West African lungfish), 2048 nucleotides. It is a transcript of the gene UBC, whose product is annotated as ubiquitin C. Gene Ontology annotation, cellular component: nucleus; cytoplasm. The transcript has 2 exons. The record is from RefSeq and is a predicted model, not a curated record. Gene Ontology annotation, molecular function: protein tag activity; ubiquitin protein ligase binding. The coding region runs from base 149 to 1981 and encodes 610 amino acids. Gene Ontology annotation, biological process: modification-dependent protein catabolic process; protein ubiquitination. NCBI's taxonomy places the organism in Eukaryota, Metazoa, Chordata, Ceratodontiformes, Protopteridae.
CCGACAAGACGUUUAGCGGAUGACUACGCUUCAAACUUAUUUAUAAGCCCGCUGCUUCGUGCCACACAAAUUAGUUUAUUUUUGUUGCAGGUUUAUUGAAGUAUUAGUAAAUCAUUCAAGUGUAUCGCUGUUUAAUUUGUUAGGUAAGAUGCAAAUAUUUGUGAAGACGUUGACUGGCAAGACCAUAACUUUGGAGGUUGAACCCAGUGACACUAUUGAGAAUGUGAAAGCCAAGAUUCAGGACAAAGAGGGCAUUCCUCCUGACCAGCAGAGACUGAUCUUUGCUGGGAAGCAACUAGAAGAUGGGCGCACCCUGUCUGAUUACAACAUUCAGAAAGAAUCCACCUUGCACCUUGUCCUGCGUUUGAGAGGAGGUAUGCAAAUAUUUGUGAAAACUCUCACAGGCAAGACCAUCACUCUGGAGGUUGAACCCAGUGACACCAUUGAGAAUGUGAAAGCCAAGAUUCAGGACAAAGAGGGUAUUCCUCCUGACCAGCAGAGACUGAUCUUUGCCGGCAAGCAACUUGAAGAUGGGCGUACCCUCUCUGAUUACAACAUUCAGAAAGAAUCCACCUUGCACCUUGUCCUGCGUCUGAGAGGAGGUAUGCAAAUAUUUGUGAAAACCCUCACAGGCAAGACCAUCACUCUGGAGGUUGAACCCAGUGACACCAUUGAGAAUGUGAAAGCCAAGAUUCAGGACAAAGAGGGUAUUCCUCCCGACCAGCAGAGAUUGAUCUUUGCUGGCAAGCAACUAGAAGAUGGGCGCACCCUGUCAGAUUACAACAUUCAGAAAGAAUCCACCUUGCACCUUGUCCUGCGUCUGAGAGGAGGUAUGCAAAUAUUUGUGAAAACCCUCACAGGCAAGACCAUCACUCUGGAGGUUGAACCCAGUGACACCAUUGAGAAUGUGAAAGCCAAGAUUCAGGACAAAGAGGGUAUUCCUCCUGACCAGCAGAGACUGAUCUUUGCCGGCAAGCAACUUGAAGAUGGGCGUACCCUGUCUGAUUACAAUAUUCAGAAAGAAUCCACCUUGCACCUUGUCCUGCGUCUGAGAGGAGGUAUGCAAAUAUUUGUGAAAACCCUCACAGGCAAGACCAUCACUCUGGAGGUUGAACCCAGUGACACCAUUGAGAAUGUGAAAGCCAAGAUUCAGGACAAAGAGGGUAUUCCUCCCGACCAGCAGAGAUUGAUCUUUGCUGGCAAGCAACUAGAAGAUGGGCGCACCCUGUCAGAUUACAACAUUCAGAAAGAAUCCACCUUGCACCUUGUCCUGCGUUUGAGAGGAGGUAUGCAAAUAUUUGUGAAAACCCUCACAGGCAAGACCAUCACUCUGGAGGUUGAACCCAGUGACACCAUUGAGAAUGUGAAAGCCAAGAUUCAGGACAAAGAGGGCAUUCCUCCCGACCAGCAGAGACUGAUCUUUGCCGGCAAGCAGCUAGAAGAUGGUCGCACCCUGUCCGAUUACAACAUUCAGAAAGAAUCCACCUUGCACCUUGUCCUGCGUUUGAGAGGAGGUAUGCAAAUAUUUGUGAAAACCCUCACAGGCAAGACCAUCACUCUGGAGGUUGAACCCAGUGACACCAUUGAGAAUGUGAAAGCCAAGAUUCAGGACAAAGAGGGCAUUCCUCCCGACCAGCAGAGACUGAUCUUUGCCGGCAAGCAGCUAGAAGAUGGUCGCACCCUGUCCGAUUACAACAUUCAGAAAGAAUCCACCUUGCACCUUGUCCUGCGUUUGAGAGGAGGUAUGCAAAUAUUUGUGAAAACCCUCACAGGCAAGACCAUCACUCUGGAGGUUGAACCCAGUGACACCAUUGAGAAUGUGAAAGCCAAGAUUCAGGACAAAGAAGGCAUUCCUCCCGACCAGCAGAGACUGAUCUUUGCCGGCAAGCAGCUAGAAGAUGGGCGCACCCUGUCCGAUUACAACAUUCAGAAAGAAUCCACCUUGCACCUUGUCCUGCGUCUGAGAGGUGGCAGUCUUUAACUUCAUUUGCUUGCAAUUUCUUUUCUUCUGAAGUAAUUUUUUCUCUAAUAAAUGUAGCAUUCUAAUA